Messenger RNA from Suillus bovinus, 890 nucleotides. RefSeq lists its product as uncharacterized. Lineage: Eukaryota; Fungi; Basidiomycota; Agaricomycetes; Boletales; Suillaceae. The coding region runs from base 67 to 735 and encodes 222 amino acids. The record is from RefSeq and is a predicted model, not a curated record. The transcript has 2 exons.
UGAAAAAAAAUCUUUACUGCAAAACAUUGCGUGAUCCUUGGUACGUGCACAACAGAUCAACUAUCUAUGAUCGUAGACUUGAGGGAGGGCAUCCAGGACGAACUCAAACUGUCCACCUACUUUUUUCAUCGAGAAAAAAAAACAUAUAGAAUGUUAUUUGCGAAAAAAGCCGCCAUCUACGAAGAAGGCCCGAACAUUCACAUCGGUUUGUUUCAGAGACCGGAUAAGAUUCUGAAUUCGAGUGCCAGCACACUAGAUCGUGAUGCGGCCUCGGGUGCGGUAAGUAAGCUUUGCUUGCUUGACAGACAACGUACAAACAUGCGUAUCUGCCCGCCAAUGGUAGCAGUUCCUGGAACCCAUCAAAGAUUCAACUCAGCCAGCUACCCGAAUCCGACAGAUCAUUCCAAACUAGUCAUCAUUGCAAGCACGAUUACAGCAUACGGACAUGACCCUACCCAAGGAUUCCGCUCUGAGGCAAUUUUUAUAACGCUCUGGGUACCGCGUUCAAGUUCAUCUUCCUGUGUUGAACUUACACAAGAGUCUUCUACGCAGAACAUCAAAUUUUAUGGAUGCGUAGUUCAACCGUCGCACCACGGAAGUAGACAUCUCCCCCAACUACGGUUCCUUGGUUGGUACCCCGAUCCGGUGAGUUCCAUUAUUUUGGCUUUCAUUCGUACCUUCCUCCCUCCUUCCAUGCGUGAAUCUUCCUGUGCGACCCAUCAUUCUCCUUUCUGACUUGCCUUUUGAGUAGGCUGCGUGAUCGCCUGAUCUGGCGUACGAUUGGCCUGCCACCUCUCUGACCCUUUCUGGCUACCUUGUCCUUACAAGGGCCUGAACUGCGUCUUAUUCAAUUCAACAACUUGACAUAAGGGCAAUCGAUCUCCGGUUUU